AUGGAUUGUGAUAUAGCCUCUUAUCAUGUGGACUCGUUCAAUUACCUUGCCGAGGAAGGUGUUCAUCUUGCUGCACUAUCUGUUCCUACGGAGAAGUUUCGCCUUCCUUCCGGAGAGGCUGUUGAACUUAGGUUUACUGGUGCUUCCUCUGAAAGAAAAUACUGUGACAAAUCAAAUUAUGCUGCCAUUGAUCAACUCCGGAUACUCCCUUCAGAGUGCCGACAAAGAGGGCUGACGUAUGCAGGAAAUUUGCGAGUUGGAUUGGAGAUCAAAGUCAAUGGACAAAGGAUUGACGUACUGGAAACGGUGAUUGGAAGAGUACCCGUAAUGCUCAAGUCAACAGUAUGUCACCUGAGCAAAAUGAAUAGGAAAGAACUAUUGAAGGCCGGCGAAGAAGCAACGGAAAAAGGCGGAUACUUCAUCUGUAAAGGGAGCGAAAAAGUGAUUCGUUUACUGAUCGCAAAUCGACGGAAUUUUCCCAUUGCGCUGUGCAGGAAGUCAUUUCGUGAAAAGGGGCUUUUAUUCACUGAAUACGGAGUGAUGAUGCGAUGCGUGAAAGAUAAUCACACUGCUGUGAUGAUGACUAUCCAUUACCUUGAAUCAGGAACUAUACAAGUCGCCUUGCAAUAUCGUCGAGAAAUAUUCUAUUUGCCGUUUAUGUAUAUUUUGAAAGCCUUGGUUGACAAGAAUGACGCUUUGAUAGCUGCUGAGUUGAAACGAGGACGAAGUGAGGAUGCAUUUUUCUCGUCCUGUAUGAUGAAUAUGCUUUCACAGUGUCAAAAUGAGGGUGUCAUGAAUCGCGAGGAUGCUUUGCGAGCAAUCGGAGCACGCUUCCGAGUCGCAGUUGCUGAUCGCAUUGCUCCGUGGGAGGAUAGCGAGAUAACAGGCCGCUUUAUUAUUGACUCAUGCGUUGCGGUGCAUUUGGAUGACUGGGACGAAAAGUUUUGCCUGCUCGUUUAUAUGGCUCAGAAGCUCUUCGCCCUCAUCAAGGGAGAGUGCGCCCCAGAAACGCCGGAUAAUCCACAAUUCCAGGAAGCAGCCGUUUCUGGUCACAUUAUUCUGUUGAUCAUUCGAGAACGAAUGGAAAAUAUUCUUGGUAUAGCCCGCCGAAAAUUGGAAUAUAACGCAAAGCGUAAAAAAGACAUUUUGAAAUCGCAUUUCAAUGUGGCUGCUUUUCAAUUAGUAUUUAUAUUUAGGAAUGAAGUUCUUCGAGCUCUCAGCACGAGUAAUGCGGAAAUAACGAGAGGUCUCGAGUACUUCCUCGCAACUGGUAACCUCAUAACCAAAAUAGGGUUAUCUUUGCAGCAGGAAACGGGAUUCUCUGUAAUAGCUGAGAGGAUAAAUCAACUUCGCUUUGUGUCACAUUUCAGAGCUAUCCACAGAGGAGCAUUUUUCACUGAAAUGCGAACUACUGAUGUACGUAAACUACGCCCAGAAGCAUGGGGUUUCAUUUGCCCUGUUCAUACUCCUGAUGGUGCUCCUUGUGGUCUUUUGAAUCACUUAACUGCUUCCUGCCGGAUCGUUACUCACUACUCUGACUUAAGGGAACUGCCAGCCUUCUUGGUAGAUAUGGGAAUGAUCUCAUUCAAAUCGAUUGCGAUUGCAUCCUCCACUGAAAAGUAUUAUCCCGUCCUGCUCGAUGGUCGUUUUAUUGGCUAUAUUCCUGUAAAGAAAGCCACAAACAUAGAACGGCAACUGCGCUGCGUCAAGACAGAUCUCAACGAUUCCAGGGUACCAUGUGUUGCUGAGAUAGCCUUAGUUCAUCAGUCGAUAGACAUGAAGAACAUACAGACGCAAUAUCCCGGUUUGUACAUACUUUCCGAUCCUGCUCGACUGAUUCGUCCUGUGCGAAAUCUCAUGACCAAUUCAACAGAGUUUAUUGGAACAUUCGAACAGGUUUAUUUAUCUAUAGUCAUUGAUCCUUCGGAAGCAGAGCCUGGCGUUACUAUCCAUCAAGAACUUCAUCCGAGUUGUUUGUUUUCGUUCGCUGGGAACCUCAUCCCUUUUCCUGAUCAUAAUCAGUCUCCUCGGAACGUUUAUCAAUGUCAAAUGGGAAAGCAAACUAUGGGGACCGCAGUACACGCUUGGCAUACGAGAGCAGACAAUAAAAUGUAUCGACUUCAGUUUCCUCAGAACCCUCUGCUCAAACUGGAAGCGUACGAACGUUAUGAAAUGGAUGAAUAUCCGUCGGGAACUAACGCAUGUGUCGCUGUUAUUUCUUACACCGGGUACGAUAUGGAAGACGCUAUGGUAAUUAACAAGUCAUCUUUUCAACGCGGUUUUGCACACGGGACAGUUAUCAAAGUUGAAAGAAUCAACUUGGUUACGACUACCGAAAAGAAAACUUUGUUUCGUAUGGAUCCCAAAAGUCCUUUUGAUACAGUUGGUUGUGACGGUCUUCCAAUUCCAGGACGGCGCUAUUUCGAAGGCGAUGUAUACUACGUUACCUACAAUCAAGAUACAGGAUUACAUCAGUCACACAAAUUUCAUUAUGCUGAACCUGCUUAUUGUGGCAUUGUACGCCUUGUCCACCAAGACAAUGCCGAGGAAGGCGCAAGGCAUGCCUUAAUUCAAUGGCGCAUAGAAAGGAACCCAAUUAUUGGCGACAAGUUCGCUUCCAGACAUGGUCAGAAAGGAAUUAAUUCAUUCCUGUGGCCUGUGGAGAAUCUGCCGUUCAGUGAAAGUGGAAUGGUUCCAGAUAUCAUAUUCAAUCCCCACGGUUUUCCCAGUCGAAUGACUAUAGGUAUGAUGAUUGAAAGCAUGGCAGGAAAAGCUGCGGCCAUGCAUGGCGAAGUUUAUGAUGCAUCUCCAUUUGUUUUUAAUGAAAAGCGAACAGCAAUUGAUCACUUUGGAGAACUACUAGCUAAAGCUGGUUUUAACUAUCACGGAAAUGAAACCUUCUAUUCUGGUGUAGAUGGAAGGCAACUUGAGGUCCUGUUUCUCUUUGAUCUCUGGUCUUUUUUCAAUGAAUUUCGAUUUUUAGGUACAAAUAUUUUUCGGUCAACCGGCCCUAUUGACCCCAUCACUCAUCAACCUGUUAAAGGACGUAAAAAAGGUGGCGGUAUUCGAUUCGGAGAGAUGGAACGGGAUGCUAUCAUUGCUCAUGGAACGGCUUUCGUUUUGCAGGAUCGAUUGCUGAACUGCUCAGAUCGCGACGUCGCAUAUGCAUGUCGCCGUUGUGGAUCUAUUUUGUCAGUACUCAUGGAUACUAAAACUAAAGCUGCAGCUUUAAAAUCUCGAAAGGUGUAUGAUUACACUGAAAAGCAAAUAUGUAGGAAUUGUGGAAAAGAUGAUCAAGUCUACCUCGUGCAGGUACCUCGUGUAUUUCGGUAUUUGACAGCAGAACUGGCCGCAAUGAAUAUAAAAAUCCAUCUUGGAAUCACAGAUUUCACUAAAGUCACCAGAACGUAG
This is a messenger RNA of Haemonchus placei, 3411 nucleotides long. The record is from the annotation of a GenBank genome assembly. NCBI's taxonomy places the organism in Eukaryota, Metazoa, Nematoda, Chromadorea, Rhabditida, Trichostrongylidae.